This is a messenger RNA of Talaromyces amestolkiae, 2082 nucleotides long. RefSeq lists its product as uncharacterized. Gene Ontology annotation, molecular function: transcription regulator activity; protein binding; DNA binding. The transcript has 3 exons. NCBI's taxonomy places the organism in Eukaryota, Fungi, Ascomycota, Eurotiomycetes, Eurotiales, Trichocomaceae. Gene Ontology annotation, cellular component: MBF transcription complex; SBF transcription complex. Bases 1 to 2082 code for a protein of 693 amino acids. The record is from RefSeq and is a predicted model, not a curated record.
AUGGCGGGGAGCACUGAAGGCAUAGUAUAUUCGGCGACGUACAGUGGAGUUCCUGUCUAUGAGUUCAAAAUGGAGGGCGAGUGCCUGAUGCGGAGGAGGGCCGAUGAUUGGAUUAAUGCAACACAUAUUCUCAAAGUCGCGGGGUUCGAUAAGCCCUCCAGAACCCGAAUUUUGGAGCGUGAAGUACAAAAAGGUGUACAUGAAAAGGUGCAGGGGGGCUAUGGAAAAUAUCAAGGAACAUGGAUUCCAUUGCCAGAAGCCCGUUUACUUGCGGAGCGCAAUAAUAUUCUUGACAAGAUACGCCCAAUACUGGAUUAUGUUGCGGGAGAUCGAAGUCCGCCACCAGCGCCGAAACACACCACUGCUUCCAGACCACGAGCGCCGCGAGGAUCGGCCGCAAACAAGCGAGUUACACAGGAAGAGCCUUUUAAUAUGCGAGCGCCGCGAAUGAGUGUUCCUAGUUUCCCACCUCCAGAACAAUAUGAAAUGCCACCGCCAUCGACUUUUGAAGAGGAAGAAUCGAUCGAACAGACUACGCUGGAAUCAUCAUCGAUGAUGGCGGAAGAGGAUAUGGUUCCGAUGUCACAGCACUCGACUCAUUCUAGGAAACGAAAACGCGGUAUGGGUGAGAUGAAUGUUAUGUCGACCACUGAACAGGAACAUAUACUAUAUGGAGACCAACUUUUGGACUAUUUUAUGACAGUAGGUGAUGCUCCGGAGGCUGCAAAAGUACAACCUCCGGUACCACCGGUGAACUUCCAAGUGGAUCGUCCUAUUGAUGAUCAAGGUAAUACUGCGUUGCACUGGGCUGCUGCCAUGGGAGACCUGGAAAUUGUUCAGGAUCUUUUGCGUCGAGGUGCCAAUAUACAAGCAAUAUCAGUCCAUGAGGAAACCCCUCUUGUGCGCGCAGUCUUAUUCACCAACAAUUUCGAGAAAAAGACGAUGCCUUCGCUUGUGAACCUACUUCAAGAUAAUCUCACGUUCCGGGACUGGUUUGGGGCUACAAUUUUUCAUCAUUUGGCAGAAACCACCCGCAGCAAAGGCAAGUGGAAGAGCGCUCGCUACUACUGCGAGGUUCUCCUCCAGAAGAUACGUGAUACACUUCCUCCACAGGAGCUGGAUAUGCUCCUUUCGUGCCAGGAUUCCAAUGGGGAUACACCGGCACUAGUUGCCGCUCGGAAUGGCAACUUUCGCUUGACAUCUCUUUUUCUUCUUCAUUGCCGCCGUUCUGGAGAUCUGGUCAACGGUAAAGGUGAUACUGCUAUUGCCAUUAUGGAUCAGGCAAAUGCUCAGCGUACCGUACCUCAUGCCCCAUCUAGUGUGACUUACGUCAACGAACGAGCUGAAAACGAGGCGCUUGAAGUGAUGGAAACCGAUAAGUCUUUGAACCUGCCCCCGACUUCGUCCCCUGUGACUUCAGCCAUGGCUAGCAAAAUAGCCCGCUUGAUGGACGAGGCACAGCGGAAGCUCAGUCUCGCUUACGGGAAUGCUAAAGUCGGCCAACAAAGUGCCGGGGACGCAACGACCCCUCAGGAUUUGUUCGAGCAAUUGGAAAAAGAUCGGCAAGCCCUGCAAAAAGAGAAGGUCUCACUACUGUCCCAAGAAGACACAAAUGAGUCGUUUGACCUACAGAUGAAUCGCUAUAAAGAAAUUGAAAGUCGUUGCGCGUCGCUCAUUGAACAGCUCCAUCGCAAGCAACUUUCUGAUCGGUUUGCCGUUGGAGCUCCCAAAGAGCAAGCACCGGCUUCGAAUGAACCUGUACUCCCAGAGGAACUUCUACAGCGGUUUGAGCUUGUUCGUAGACUCGUGUCAGCACAGGAGGGCCGACGAGAAGCAGUCCGAGACCUACUACAGCAGAAGGCCGAUGCUGGGGUCAGUACUAAACUAGACAUGCACCGGAAAUUAGUGGCGUUGGCAACUGGCCUCAAAGAAGAUGAGCUUGAUCCAAUGUCCGCUGAGCUGGCAGAUACGCUCGAAUUCGAGCGCAUGAAUGGCAAAGAGUCAGAUGAUGGUCCAUCUGAUCGGAUCCCACUGCUUUCGCAUGCAGUGCUCUCUGGUCCUACUGUUCCUGUUGAUGCUUGA